GUCAAGCAAGAAGAAAAAGAUAAAAGUGGAAAGAGUGUAAAAUAAUUACAAACCCCAAGAAAGACUGAUGUUUGGUUAAAAAAGGGGUUUUAUUGCUAAAGUCGUUGCUUUAUAUUGGUAUAUUUCAAAAUUUUGGAGAAUAAGUGAACAAAAGAAAAUUAUUUGAUCGAUUGUCGGAUAUUCCAAUGGUAUGGAUUUGUUGUUGCAACUUCUGAACACAGAAAGUGAAAACUAAUUACAAGGGCAUUAAAUACAUAACGGAAGAUACGCAGAGGAAUACAUAAAGGAAGCGAAUCAGCUGUAAAGGAGCAAGUCUAGUGUAUUUUGAUUUGUUGUUACUGGCUGUGAUAAUUUACUAAACACUGGAGAUUAUAAUUGUAUUUCUGAAGUUUAUUUAAAAAAAGUUUAACACUUCUUGUAUAUUACGGAAUUUCAAGCCUUUGCUCAUAUCAGAAAGUGAAGGUAGUAUUAACUACAUUGAACUGUAUGAUAAUUUAUUCAUUCUGCGRCAUCUAUCUAAUCAAAUCAGAGAUAGCUGUUUAUUGUUAUCGACUUGGACACAAGUUCAUUAAUUUUCAAAGCUAAUUAUAUUCAAAAUGCAAUGGAUAACUCACUUAGAUGGGGGACCACGCCGAGUGAAUCAUGCAGGUGCUUGUGUUGGUGAUAGAAUUUACUCCUUUGGCGGUUACUGCACUGGAGACGAUUAUCGUUUAAACGAAUGUAUAGAUGUUCAUGCGCUUAACACCAAUACGUUGCGCUGGUCGCUCGUGCCUCAAAUGCGUGAUGAAAAUGGUUUGCCGUUGAAGUAUCCUGAAGUGCCGUUUCAACGAUAUGGUCACACAGCUGUUUCAUACGGGGAUAAAAUUUUUAUGUGGGGUGGUCGUAACGAUGAUCAAUUAUGCAAUAUUUUAUAUUGCUUUGAUCCGCAAACUAUAAGCUGGUCUCGUCCUGAUGUGAAAGGUGCUGUACCAGGCGCACGUGAUGGUCAUUCAGCAUGUGUAAUCGGCGAUUGCAUGUAUAUUUUUGGAGGAUUUGUUGAGGAAAUAAAUGAAUUUUCAUGCGAUGUACACUGCCUUGAUUUUCGGACAAUGGAGUGGCGAUAUAUACAAACAUUCGGUGCACCACCGUCCUUUCGCGAUUUUCACUCCGCAGCCUCCAUAUAUGACAGGAUGUACAUUUUUGGGGGCCGUGGCGAUAAGCACAGUCCGUAUCAUAGUCAAGAAGAAAUGUACUGCCCAGAGAUAGUGUUUUUAGAUAUGAAAACUAAAAUGUGGCAUAGACCAUCCACCACUGGUAAAGUGCCGGUGGGUAGGCGAAGUCAUUCAAUGUUUAUCUACAAUGGCCUCAUUCAUAUAUUUGGUGGCUAUAACGGUAUUUUGGAACAGCAUUUUAAUGAUUUUUACACAUUUGAUCCAAAAUCCAAUUGUUGGAAUCUUAUAAAACCUUUUGGACUUCCACCAACUGCGCGACGACGACAAGUUUGUAUAGUGAAAGAUAAAAGGAUGUUUCUCUUCGGUGGCACCAGUCCCCAUCCUCAUGACAGCUUAUUAAUAGACAAUAACGACACACAUCUCUUAGACUUUGAGCCUACUCUACGUACAUUGGCAAUUUUAGCUGUAAUAAAUCAUCGUUUGGAUACGACGUGGCUGCCUAAAAAGCUCAAAGAAGAAAUACGCUUAAUGACGCAGCCGAACUCCUUAACUCGGCCACUAAACCAUGCUGGUUAGCUGAAAAUGCAAUAAAUAAUAUUCCUGACAUUCAUUAUAUAAAACUGUCCUAGAAACCAAGCGUGCAAAUUCUCAUCUACUUACAUACCUAUACACUACCAAGAAUUAAUAGGAAAUCGAAAUAAUGGAGAGAGCAGAAAAGCAGCAUUUUAUAGAGCAAAAAUAGCUUAGCUAUAUAUCAUUCGCACUGUUCCGCAUUUAUUUUUGUUUUGCACAAAUUUUAAUUUUUUCUUUAAUUAUUGUUUUUCGCACAAUGUUCAUCUAAAAUUUAACAAAGCAUACAAUGGAUGUGUUUAGUUUUGUAGUGUUUUUUCUACGUUUCUCCUCAAGUUCAUCGAGUUUUAAAUGUUACUAGCCUUUUUUCUUAAUUACCCAGUGCUUGUAUGAGUCACAUGUUUACGUAUUGACUUGGUUUAGUAGUGUAUGUAGAUAUUAUCCUUAUAGAAUAUAACAUAAGAAUGAAAAGGAAAUCAAAAUACUUUACAACGACAAACAGAAUACGUAAAAACUACCUACAA
This is a messenger RNA of Bactrocera latifrons, 2245 nucleotides long. RefSeq names its product kelch domain-containing protein 3. The transcript has 6 exons. Gene Ontology annotation, molecular function: protein binding; chromatin binding. The coding region runs from base 597 to 1727 and encodes 376 amino acids. Gene Ontology annotation, cellular component: cytoplasm. NCBI's taxonomy places the organism in Eukaryota, Metazoa, Arthropoda, Insecta, Diptera, Tephritidae. The record is from RefSeq and is a predicted model, not a curated record.